CGAAUGAAUGAGGAGUGUGCUGACUUCUUAAGAGCUCAAACAAAUGCUGAAAAGGUUCAUCUCACAGUUGAGGUUGAUGAGAAAACAAGUCCAUCGGACAAUAAAUCUUUGGAGGAACCUGCACCUGAAGAACCGGUCUGUGUCUCUAUGGAGGAAGAAAGUAUAGAAAAUCCUCAAACAAAUGCUGAAAAGGUUCAUCUCACAGUUGAGGUUGAUGAGAAAACAAGUCCAUCGGACAAUAAAUCUUUGGAGGAACCUUCACCUGAAGAACCUGUCUGUGUCUCUAAGGAGGAAGAAAGUAUAGAAAAUCCUCAAACAAAUGCUGAAAAGGUUCAUCUCACAGUUGAGGUCGAUGAGAAAACAAGUCCAUCGGACAAUAAAUCUUCGGAGGAACCUGCACCUGAAGAACCAGUCUGUGUCUCUAUGGAGGAAGAAAGUAUAGAAAAUGUUGAGGAAAACACAGCAGGAGGGGACGAUGUCUUUGGUUCUACAGACUCUGGUAGGAACCUUCAAAUCCAAGACAGAGAUGUUGCCAAAGACGAGACUGAGCCGAGUCACAGCGGCCAGACACAAGCCUGUGAGCGUCACAACAGUAAGUCUUCUGGUGAUUUAAACGUCUUCAAGUCAUCUGUCUCGCGUAGGUCCUGGUUGGGGCGUAGGCUGUCUGAAGAUCUCUUCGUCAUGCCACAGAAAACCAACCAGUCACAAUCAAUAACCAAUCACCAAGAAGUCCAACCCGCUGAAUCAAAACCCAAUCCGAUAGCUGUAAACCCAACACAACCCCAAGAAGUCACCUCGUCACUGCCUGCAGAAGUUUCUAAGGGGGCUUACGCCCAGGAGGGACGGCAGCCGUCCGACCCCCCUAAACGUUUUGGUCUCUUCCGCAGACUUAAAGGAGAGCAGUCAAACAAGGCCAAGGCAAAAAGGACACCAAAAAUACAAGUGCCCAAAAUCCUAAUUCAGGACUUUAGCGAUGGCACAGAGAUGGGGAAACUGGUUAAAGAUGAGGAUCUGGAGAAUCUAAGCUCCAGGGAAAGGAGGAGGCGGCGGAGGGAGCAGGAGAGGAAGGAGAAAGAGGAGGAAAGGCUGAGAAAGAAGAGAGAGAGGGAGCUGGAAAAAGAGAGGGAGCGAGAAAGGAGGAGACCAAAGACGAGUGGAAAAAGUUCCCAGGUUCACAGAAAAAAGGGGAGCACUGAUGAAGCUCAACCUGCAAAGACUGGAUCAGAGGCGCUCGGAUGUACUUCUCCUUACGCUCAAUCUUACUUUUGACAGGACAUUUUUUAAAGUUUGUUUUCAAAUCUGAAGUGACGAGAAAGUUUUUUUUGUUUUUUUUUGCAGAAUGGACGACACAUUGGUUGAUGUUCAGAGAUUCAUCAUCCUAAUUCUUUGAUACUUGAACUUCUUGACAUGUAAAUAAAUAAAUAAGUUUUAAAACUUUGAAA
This is a messenger RNA of Labrus bergylta (ballan wrasse), 1442 nucleotides long. The record is from RefSeq and is a predicted model, not a curated record. NCBI's taxonomy places the organism in Eukaryota, Metazoa, Chordata, Actinopteri, Labriformes, Labridae.